AUGGAAAAACAUCUAGACGAUCUUCAACAACGUUUACAUUCGACCAUAAAUAAUCUAUGGUGUAGGACUCUUGGAAAUGAAAUAAAUCGUCUAUCAUCAAGUCUAUCCAAUAAAUUGCCUCUCUAUCGAACAGGUUUAACACGUGAACAAUUGAUGACGUCAAUAAAAUUGAUUCAAGACUUGAAUAUAACCUCAACACAUAACGAUUUAUACUAUAGUAGUUUAAAGAAUUAUCUUUUAUUUCUAUCGAUUCAUACACAUAAACUUGUUUGUGAAAUACUUCUGGGUCAUGUUUAUCAUUUAAAACAACAUCUCCAUUAUUGGAAACACGAUGAACCAAGUAGAUUAGCUAUAAUAGAUCAAAUAAAAACAACAUUUUGGUUUGAUCAAGAUCGCGAUGAUAUACGUUCGACGGAAAAAGUGAAAUUUUUAAAUCAACAAGAACAAUUUUUAUCGAAUAUUAUCGGUCGUUUAGCUUAUACAAUAACUAGUUUAGAGCAACAAGAAGAAAUCAGUCUUGAUUCAGUCAUGAAUUAUACUAAUGAACUUUAUAAAUUGUUAUUUGAUAACGCAUCAGUGGAUUAUAAUUCUCAUAGUGAUUUAGUCGAUGUUAUUGAAGUUUAUUCGCAAAUGUUAAAUUCAUUUGAUGAAUUUAAAUCGCGAUGGGCUAAUUUAAUGCACUUAUAUAAUAGACCAACACAUAUUAAACGUUAUCUUCCGUAUUACGUAUGCGCUACUUCAAUAGGACUUUAUACAGUAUAUAAAGUUUAUACGAAUAGAGAACAAAUAAUAAAUUAUAUUUAUACAUCUUAUGAUUCAUUAACAUUUUUUGUUAAUGAACAUUUAAUAGCACCAUUAAAAACGAUUUACAAGUCGACCUUUGAAUCGCGUGCAUCACAAACGGCUUUUGAAAAUUCACAAUUGAAUUAUAUAAAUUCGAAAAAGAUUCUCGAAGAAAUGCUAGAAGAAUACGGACGUGAACAUGCGGGUACAUUAUCACAAGUUAAUAACGCUAGUCUACAAGAAUUUUUAUCGACAUUAAAUGAACGUGCUCGAAAUGAAGAUAUGAAUAUUGUUAUGAAGAAUUAUCAGCUCGAAAUGAAUCAACCAAUCAGAUCUGCUCUUUUAGGAGAUUUAAUUAAAGGCAUAUUGAUUCAAGUUCAAAAAGUAAAAGUCGAUGGCGAAGGUUUAGUCAUUCAAAUCGAUCAAUUGAUGAAACAAAAUGAAAUUAAUUUUAGUUUACUCGCCACCAUCCCUGCGAUAUUAUUAAUUACAUUUUUAAUUAUUUCAACAAAAAAUGUUAUUUCUAAUUUUCUAAUUAAACAACGAAAAUUCGAUAUAUCAACACUACGUCUACGAAUAAUAAGAAAGAUGCGAGAAAUAGAACAUGUGCUUAUAUUUAAUAUUGAAACACCAGCGUUGACAAUGAAUAAUAAUGAAAUAAUUGUAACCGAAAAAGAACAUAACGAAAAUCAUAAUCAUCUCGAGGUAAUGACAAAUUUAACAUAUGGGCGUUUUCUUUCGCUAGUUUAUGAAUUAAAAUAUUUCACCAAUCAAAUUAAAUCACAACGUAUGCUUUCAAACGAAUUUAAUGAAGAUAUUAAUUUAUUAACACAUACACAAUUAUCAGUACAACAAAAAAUUUUGAUCAUUCAACAAAUCUGUCACUCGUAUUCGUUUCUUGUUCAUUCUUAG
Molecule: messenger RNA, 1695 nt
Organism: Rotaria socialis
Lineage: Eukaryota; Metazoa; Rotifera; Eurotatoria; Philodinida; Philodinidae
Source: the annotation of a GenBank genome assembly